This is a messenger RNA of Mycotypha africana, 1350 nucleotides long. RefSeq names its product RNA recognition motif 2-domain-containing protein. NCBI's taxonomy places the organism in Eukaryota, Fungi, Mucoromycota, Mucoromycetes, Mucorales, Mycotyphaceae. Gene Ontology annotation, molecular function: nucleic acid binding. The record is from RefSeq and is a predicted model, not a curated record. The transcript has 5 exons. The coding region runs from base 1 to 1350 and encodes 449 amino acids.
AUGAUCAUCAACAUCGAAUACCACGAUGAACGAGUAGUUAGAAAAUUACUGAACCAGUUGGAUUCUGCUCAAAUUGGGGAUGUUCAGUUCAGAGUAUACACGUCAACCGUGAAUAAUCCAUUUGAUUGCACUUGUUAUAAGCCUAUUUAUUCUUAUAUUCGACGAGAAGAGCAGCAGCAGGAACAGGAUCACAACGCGCACUUAUCGAGUACCACGACUGUCAAUCUCCCAAUUCAUUCAUUCGCACCUAAUGUAGUUGAUAGGUUAGACCAUUCUUAUUUCGCUUUCGGACUGUUUGGCAAUAUCGCAACUGCUGAAAAAACCUCUCCUUCAUCUGUUUCAUCGUCCUUAUCGUCAGAAAAGCAGUUGUCAAUAAGCAGCAGCAAAAUCAACAGUGCUUUCCUUUCAGUGCAGCGGACCAAUGAUACUUUGUCUGAUGAAGAUGAGGAAGAUGAUAAAAUAUCUCAGAAUAAUACUGAUACAGCCAGUACACAUACAGCUCACUCAAACGAUACUGGUAGUGACAGUAGUGGAAGUUCUCUCCUCAGAAGUAGCAGUAGUUAUAGCCAGACAGCCAUAAGAACCUUACCAGAUACGACUCCAUCAGCAGCAGAAGAGGUCAAAAAUAUAUCGUCUUCGCAAUUAACCUCAUCAAUGGACACUGUGGAGCGUGAAGUUGAAAAACUCUCUAUCAAUUCGGUACCAAGCGACAGUAUCGGUGCAAAAGCCAAUAAAGCUAAAAUGUCAACAACCUCAAUGCUCAUGAUGAACAAUAUGAAUGAUGUGGACCUCGAAAAAAUUAUAAAAUCAAAAGACAAGAGAACAACGUUCAUGAUCAGAAAUAUACCAAACAAGUACACGCAACAAAUGUUGAUAGAUUGUAUUGAUUCCACUCAUGCCGGAACGUAUGAUUUCUUGUAUCUUCGUAUUGAUUUUCAGAAUAAAUGCAACGUCGGCUAUGCAUUUAUAAACUUUAUCGAUCCGAAGUCUGUCGUUUCCUUUGCAAAAGAGAGAGUAGGAAAACGAUGGAAACGUUUCAACUCUGAAAAAAGAUGUGCUUUAUCUUACGCUAAUAUUCAAGGAAAGGAAGCAUUGAUACGCAAAUUCAAAAACUCUCACGUCAUGACUGAAGAUGUUGCUUACCGCCCAAAACUCUUCCACUCUUUUGGUCCCUACAAAGGACAGGAACAAGACUGGUCAGUUGCAUCUUCUUCUUCAGCAAUUAUAGCUGAAGAUACAGGAGCAAUGGGUAAUAUCACUGCUGCGACGCCAAGCGGAAGUGUUGAAAGCGGAGGUUCUUCUUCAAAGCGUGAACAGUAUUAUGCGAGAAGAAGGUAUUCUUCUUAUUAA